AUGUCGCCAGAAAUCCCAGCAGUGAAAUUGGAGCUCGACCCUUCGCUCUAUGCCCCAACCGACGAGGAACGAGCGUUCUACAAGUCGCAAACGGGCAUAGCAAGCGAUGAGGAGCUGAGAGAACAUAUUAUUGCGGUGCAGCAACAAGCGUAUAAGGUGUACCCGUACCCGUGUAUCUGGGCCUUCACCUUCACCAAACUGAUUAUAUCCCUUCUACCCGCCUAUCCGCGUGCCUUGGCCCUUGGGAAAGAACGCAAGGGCGCUAUCUUCUUGGACCUGGCUUGCUGCUUCGGGAAUGACAUCCGCAAGGCUGUUGCAGACGGCUUCCCGGCCAAACAAGCUAUUGCGUCCGAUUAUCGAGGAGACUUCUGGCAGCUCGGCCAUGAGCUGUUCAAGUCCACGCUAGAGAGCUUCCCGGUGGCGUUCGUUGCUGGAGACGCUUUCGAUGAUCACUUCAUCAGCCCCGCGCCAGUUGUUUACGCGAAACCGACGACCCCAGUCCCUAUGUUGCCAUCGUUAACAUCGCUAGCGCCGCUGCAUGGCCAAGUCGCAGCAAUACAUAUGUCCUCAUUCUUUCAUCUCUUCACCGAGGAAAAGCAAAGAGAGCUUGCUAAGCGCGUCGGAGCCCUCUUAUCACCGGAGCCCGGCUCCAUCAUCUUCGGUGCCCACAUUGGCGGCAAGGAGAAAGGGGACCUGGUGAACAGCCAGUCUUAUAGAGUUGUGCUCCACGAAGCGAAUAUGUUCGGUCAUUCGCCGGAGAGCUGGGAGGCACUUUGGGACGGUGAUGUCUUUAAGAAGGGUUCCGUGAAGGUGGAAGCCAGUUUGUCGAAGGCUAGCUUAGGGAAGUGGAAUGCGGACAUGCUGGUGUGGUCCGUGACCCGACUAUGA
This is a messenger RNA of Gloeophyllum trabeum ATCC 11539, 888 nucleotides long. RefSeq lists its product as uncharacterized. The coding region runs from base 1 to 888 and encodes 295 amino acids. The transcript has 5 exons. The record is from RefSeq and is a predicted model, not a curated record. Lineage: Eukaryota; Fungi; Basidiomycota; Agaricomycetes; Gloeophyllales; Gloeophyllaceae.